Molecule: messenger RNA, 1983 nt
Organism: Aaosphaeria arxii CBS 175.79
Lineage: Eukaryota; Fungi; Ascomycota; Dothideomycetes; Pleosporales
Exons: 4
Coding region: 1-1983 (660 amino acids)
Biological process (GO): DNA-templated transcription; regulation of transcription by RNA polymerase II
Cellular component (GO): nucleus
Molecular function (GO): DNA-binding transcription activator activity, RNA polymerase II-specific; RNA polymerase II cis-regulatory region sequence-specific DNA binding; zinc ion binding
Source: RefSeq, a predicted model, not a curated record
AUGACAGACUCUCGUCUCUCAACAUCCGUACAAAGCUUACAAAGCGGCAUUAUUGUUUGGCCAGCAAAAGAGCCUGAUCAAAAUACGUCACGGCCUCAGCGAGCUCGAUUGGUUCUAUCGUGCGAACAGUGCCACAAGUCAAAGAUACGAUGCAAUCGUCGUAGGCCAUGCAACAGAUGCACUAAAGCGGGACGAGAGGAGCAUUGCACAUAUCAAAGUGCCCCGAAGAACUUAGGGCAGAGUAGCCCCGCGACAGACUCCUCCCCGAAGAUAUUCGACCCAUCGCUUUUUGCCCUCUAUCUUGAUGGUAAGGCUAGAUCCAGUACGAUUACUCGGUGGGCAAAACUAGUCUCAGAGUUUCGCGAAGGUCGCGAGUAUUUCUUUGGAAUACAUCCAGACUUUCGAGAUACGUUCCAAAAGGUACAGGACUUGGCACAGCUGUACCCAACUCCUAGAGAAGGCAGUUUCCCGUUCGGCGAUGGAAGUGUUGGCGAAGACACCAUGUCACGAUACCUCAGCCACAUCCCCGAUAAACGGCAGUGUAAUCUCCUCCUUGAUAAUUACUUGCGCACGAUUGAAACCAUCUUCCCGCUAUGGCAUCAUGGGAUGCUUGAGAAUCAAUUCCGUGCCUUCUGCGACGACCCAAACAAAGUCGAUGCUAGUUGGUUCUCUCAAUUUUGCAUGAUGCUCUCGGUAAGCUGCUGGACUGCUCCAGCCUGGAUGCAGUCACAAUUCGAUGUCAACCUGCGAGAAUUGAGCUGGGCCUUGCUGGAAAUUGCAGAGAAAGCUUUGAAGCAGUGGGAACUCUUCGAUCUUCCUGAUAUCGCUACCAUUCGAAGCCUCUGUCUAAUGGCUAUCGCUAAAAUGUUUGAAAUUGUCCCAAUGAGCAGUCUUUCAAGUCUCGCCACCAUAAUGGGAAUGGUGGUUCGAACGGCGAUGAUGCAUUCUAUGCAUAGAGAUCCAAAGUGGUUCACUCACAUGCCUAAAGAAGAAGUGGUAACACGAAGGAAGAUGUGGACCACAAUCGUGUUUCUAGAUCUUUACACUGCUAUCGACGUCGGCCUACCCACCCUCGUGCGAGCUACAGACUACGACACGGGGGCCAUACCAUCAUAUUCGGAGGAAGCAGAUACCGAAUGCACAUCUAAUAGCAGCGACAGUCCGACAGCAUCCCAAACAGACCCAGCCUUUCCCCAUUUCCAAUCUCUCCUCAGUAGGACCUUCGCCUCGGCCUCCUUCAUCAUCAACACCGUCAACUCCGUCAGACCAACAAUUCCAUUCUCUGCUGUCCUCCAUCAUGACAAGAUCCUCCGUGUUCUCCUUGCCGAAGCGUCUAACCUCCCCCUCGAGCCCCUUGGUAGCAUGAACAGUGAGGGGUACAUCCUCGCAACACCCUCCGAUCCCCUCUUCCAGAAGAUCCUGCUAGAAAUCUACAUCCGGCGUCUACUUUUGACCUUGCACCAACCCUACGCCCGCGCUGAAGGCGACUGGGCAACCUAUGAAAAGUCUCACUGGGCAGUCUUAGAAUGCUCCCUAGCUCUGCUGAAUUAUCAUCAGAAACUGGUUGAUAUCAUGCAGCCGAGCAAUGCAUCCUGGCUUGGCGAUCUAUUCGGUAUAUCUUUCAAUAUCGCGUCGAUAUACGUAGCACUUGGACUACGACGAAAUGAGUUCACGUUCGGGGCAGAGCAAGGAGCAGCAGGAGGGGUAGUGGAAGAGGUUGCAGCGAAGGAAAUUGCCUGGGGUGCGUUGAGGAAGAGCACGGACUUGUUUAGAGAGCAGUUGCCGCAUAGUUUGAAUGCGUUCAAGUUUUACAUGGGGAGUGUAUUUUUGAUCGCGGGAUUGGAAGCGUUAGAAGAUGGCGGGGAAGCGGUGUUCUUGGAGAGAAUGAAUGAGGCUGCGAUGAGGAUUGUCGAGGAAACUCAUGCUGCAAGUUUGUAUUUGGUCGAACGAUGUUACAACACUUUCGAUCAUGAGACCACGUAA